AUGGAGAGACUGAAGAAUUAUGCUUCAGUACAAAAUUUGCUUAAAGGAGCAGUAGAUAACGCCAUUGAGAGUGAGAAUGGACAUCUGGAUCUGUUCCUGCGGUUCCUGCUGGGCGUCUCACUGGAGUCCAAUCAGAGACACUUACAGGAUCUACUGACACACACAGAGAACAGCUCAGAGAGCAUCAGGAGAACCACACAGUACAUUAAAGGGAAGAUCAGAGAUGGACAUGGACUCUCCACUGAAAGAUCCAUCAAUCUGUUCCUCUGUCUGCUGGAAGUGAAAGAUCAGACUCUGUCCAGAGAGAUUCAGAAGUUUGUGAAAUCAGACAAACACUCAGAGAAGAAGCUCUCUGCUGCUCACUGCUCAACAAUCACCUACAUGCUUCAGAUGUCAGAGGAGCCGCUGGAUGAGCUGGACCUCAAGAAAUACAACACAUCAGCUGAGGGAAGAAGAAGACUGAUACCAGCUGUGAUCAACUGCAGAAAAGCUCUUUUUGCUGGCUGUAAUCUCACUUCCCAGUCCUGUGAAAUUGUGUCAUCAGUUCUAAAGUCCUCAAACUGUGUCCUGAGAGAGCUGGAUCUGAUUAACAAUGACCUGCAGGAUUCAGGAGUGAAGCUGCUCUCUGAUGGACUAAAGAGUCCAAACUGUCAGCUGCAGAUACUGAGGUUGUCUGGCUGUAUGGUGACAGAGGAAGGCUGUGGUUAUUUGUCUUCAGCUCUGAGUUCAAACCCCUCACACCUGAGAGAGCUGGAUCUGAGCUACAAUCACCCAGGACCAUCAGGAGUCCAGCUGCUCAACCACAAACUGGAGGAUCCAAACUAUACACUGCAGAUAGUCAAUUUGGACCAUGGAGACCAUUUUAGGAUCACACGAGGUCUGCGUAAAUAUUUCUUUAAUCUCACACUGGAUCCAAACACUGUAAACAAUGAUCUCAUUCUGUCUGAGAACAACAAAAAGGCGACAUGUGAGAAAGUGAUGCAUUUUUAUCCUGAUCACCCAGAGAGAUUUGAUGGCUGUGAGCAGGUUCUGUGUAAAGAGAGACUGACUGGACGUUGUUACUGGGAGGCUGAAUGGAGCGGCUGGAGUUAUGUAGCAGUGACAUAUAAAGGAGUCAACCGGAAAGGAGGGAGCGACUGCUGGUUUGGAUACAAUGACAAAUCCUGGAGUCUGGACUGUUCUGAGAACAGAUUUACUGUCUGGCACAAUAAGAGCACUGAUGUAUCAGUCCCUUCAUGCGGCUCUAAUAGAGUAGGAGUGUAUGUGGACGUGUCUGCCGGCACUCUGUCCUUCUACAGCGUCUCUGACACACACACACUCACACACUUACACACAUUCAACACCACAUUCACCGAACCCCUCUAUGCUGGGAUUGGGGUUUAUGGAUCAUCCGUGUCACUCUGUCAGAUUUAA
Sinocyclocheilus grahami is the source of this 1413-nucleotide messenger RNA. Its product is annotated as NACHT, LRR and PYD domains-containing protein 12-like. Gene Ontology annotation, molecular function: protein binding. Lineage: Eukaryota; Metazoa; Chordata; Actinopteri; Cypriniformes; Cyprinidae. The transcript is spliced from 5 exons. Bases 1 to 1413 code for a protein of 470 amino acids. The record is from RefSeq and is a predicted model, not a curated record.